AUGGUCACAUGAUAGAUAAUGGCCAAUUCCUAUUGGACGAGACUAUGGAAAUUAGUUGAAUUCCUAUGAUUUGAUUGGCACAUUCACAUGACUGGCUGAAAAUACGCACUGCCUAUUGGUCAAAUUCGAAUCCCCAAAGGACAAUUGUACAAUACAUUUGUACGAAAUAUAGCAUAAUGAACUAUUUCAUUGUCUUUUUAUUGUUUUAAUUAAAAAUCUCUUUGUAGACUUUAUCAAAUGCGGAAGAAACUACAAGUAAUAAUUUCAUAAUUAAUAAAUCGAUGAAUUUUUACCGACAAUUCGCAAUGUAAAUGUGUUUUUAUGAAAUUUAUUGAGGGUGGGAAAGGGUAUUUUCGUGAGCCGUGAAUAUUUGUUCGUGUGAAAUGCUUGAUUUUAGUGUCGUGAAAUGUGAUUUCUUCUACAGCCGUGAGGCGUGAUUGUUGAUAAAAAUGCUCCGUGAAAUGAGAAUUAAGGAUGCCUGUUUCGUGAACUGUGAUUAUUAUAGUGAUUAUUAUAAUAAACAUGAUACGCGAUAAUCAAAUUUAUAUGAUCUCACUCGAUUGCACAAGAGUAAAAACUUCGGAGGCCUUUCGCGAGGUUCCUGACGCUGAGGACAAGGUUCCUGACGCUGAGGACAAGGUUCCUGACGCUGAGGACAAGGUUCCUGACGCUGAGGACAAGGUUCCUGGCGGUGAGGACAAGGUUCCUGACGGUGAGGACAAGGUUCCUGGCGGUGAGGACAAGGUUCCUGGCGGUGAGGACAAGGUUCCUGACGGUGAGGACAAGGUUCCUGAGCUGAGGACAAGGUUCCUGACGGUGAGGACAAGGUUCCUGGCGGUGAGGACAAGGUUCCUGGCGCUGAGGACAAGGUUCCUGGCGCUGAGGACAAGGUUCCUGGCGCUGAGGACAAGGUUCCUGGCGCUGAGGACAAGGUUCCUGGCGGUCAGGACAAGGUUCCUGACACUGAGGACAAGGUUCCAGGCGGUGAGGACAAGGUUCCUGGCGCUGAGGACAAGGUUCCUGACGGUGAGGACAAGGUUCCUGACGGUGAAGACAAGGUUCCUGGCGGUGAGGACAAGGUUCCUGGCACUGAGGACAAGGUUCCAGGCGGUGAGGACAAGGUUCCUGGAGCUGAGGACAAGGUUCCUGACGGUGAGGACAAGGUUCCUGGCGGCGAGGACAAGGUUCCUGGUGGCGAGGACAAGGUUCCUGGCGAGACGAGGACAAGGUUCCUGGCGGUGAGGACAAGGUUCCUGACACUCAGGACAAGGUUCCUGGCACUCAGGACAAGGUUCCUGGCACUGAGGACAAGGUUCCAGGCGGUGAGGACAAGGUUCCUGGAGCUGAGGACAAGGUUCCUGACGGUGAGGACAAGGUUCCUGGCGGUGAGGACAAGGUUCCUGGCGGCGAGGACAAGGUUCCUGGCGGCGAGGACAAGGUUCCUGACG
Paramuricea clavata is the source of this 1448-nucleotide messenger RNA. NCBI's taxonomy places the organism in Eukaryota, Metazoa, Cnidaria, Anthozoa, Malacalcyonacea, Plexauridae. The record is from the annotation of a GenBank genome assembly.